Molecule: messenger RNA, 3535 nt
Organism: Colletotrichum destructivum
Lineage: Eukaryota; Fungi; Ascomycota; Sordariomycetes; Glomerellales; Glomerellaceae
Exons: 2
Coding region: 1316-3535 (739 amino acids)
Source: RefSeq, a predicted model, not a curated record
GGGCCACCACCUCACGACGUCCUUUGAAAGGAAAUCUCUUCCCUCGCUUCUACAUCCCAAACACAUCCUGUUCCUACAACAUUCCUUUUUCUCGAGUAUUCAUCGUCCAGAUGGCGCCGAGAUGCAAAGAUGACGAGGGUUCGUCGAACAAUGACGGAUGCGUUUGAUCACUGAGGCUCUCUUUAUUCGAGCGAGAUCUUUGCCCAAGGCACAAGUCGUCAUUUGAUUCGAACCUCCCCGAAAGGGUCGAGGCGGCCAGGCCAGCUGCUGCAUGUUAUUUUUAUCGGAAAGACGAGACACAUGCAUCUCUUUCUGCUGGGCCUAGAGUACCGACAGAUUCUGACGGGCGAGCCCUGCGCGCCGCGACGUACGCGUCAAAGAGACCCUCAGGCGUUGACGUCGAGUGUCGUCGAGUCUUCUCGGACCUUAAUGCGACAACCCACCUCGAGACAGAUGGACCCAAUUGACUUCCCUACAGACAAGUGACGACACGCAGAGAUGCCUCUUCAGAAUGACAGGACAUGAGUCUAUCUCAUCGAAAUUGGCCCUCGUCAGGUCAAUGACAAUGGCUUCGCCUCAGAGGCUCAGUUUUGGCUUCACAAGAAGACCUACCCCAGGACGUGCAGUUCGUGUCUCCGACUUCAGCCAAGAAGGCCAUUGUCUCGAGAUGGUCUUGGAGAUGGGGAAGAAUUUGCUUUCCUCUCUUCAGCCACCUCGAACCCGUGUGCUUCUUCUGUGCCUCUCUCUUUGACCAUACAUAUACAUGGUCAGGGCCAUGCUUCAACGCAUCUCCGUCGAAGAAAUGUACCUAGAAUAGCAAUCCAAAAAUCAAAAACAAAAAAAAGACAGAAAAAAUCCCCCCAGAAUCCUUUUGUCUCGGCCGGCAUACAACUUGAUCGAUUAUUGAUUGUCCCCCAACCCAGCCGCCUUCCCCUUCUCCGUUGUACGGCACUGUGUAACACUUUACACGGCUUCUUCAUCGACGGCGACGAGCGCGAUCCGCUGCUCUGCCACCCAAGGGAGGAAGACCUGGAAGUAUGAUGGUAUGAUUUAACUCAGCCGUCGCCCCGCGCUGCUUCUGUGGUUUGAAAUAUUUCGGCAAUUCACUUCGACAAAAACACAUCCAGGUAUAUACCUUGGUUAUUCUCAACAGGCACUUCCGCCUUUUUUCUUUCUUCUUUCUUCUUUCUUCUUUUCCUUUUUCCCUUUCCCUCUUCUUUUCUUCCUCUUUGGCUUCAUUUGGAUACGACGCUUGAAAAGCAGAACCCGAGAGCAACAGGACGAGACGCGGGUUACCCCCACGCCACUGGGCAGGAUGGAGAUCGCAACGUUGACCCCCGUUGCGGACUUUUGCCGCUUCGACGAGUUCCCCGACACCUCCUUCGACGCCUUCGUUGACCCGGACUCCUUUUUGGGCCUCGAUUCGUACUUUCACCUUGACGCCUGCGCCGAGGGGCUGGCUUCCGAGGCAGCAGCAGCAGCGACGACAGAACAGCUACAGCAACGACCGCGACAGAUGUCGGAAUCAAGCACCAUAUUUGAUGGUCUGCCGACCAACCGGCUCUCCGAUCUCGAGUCUCUCUUCGGCAACGCCCCUUGGCCGACGACUCCUCCGGCCUCAACAGUAAGCCCCGCCCGGUUGAUGCUCACACUGCCCGGCAAGACGUCAGACAAGACUACGCCGCCGCCGCCGCCGCAGCAGCAGCACCAGCAGCAGCAGACCCUCGUGCUGCCGAGCAUUGAACCAACGCAGCCCGGAGAGGACAACGACGGCUUCGAAGCUCUCUUCGCCGAACUGUCUGGCCCAAUCGUCGACGCCUUUCAGCUGCCAACCGCGGCCCCAACGCCCGUCCAAGACUGCGGCUCCUUCGCCCUCCCCACCGCGUCGUGGCCUGCGGGCGAGACCGAUCUCGUGUUCGAGUGUAAGCCAGAGGCCGGCGCGGCGGAGCUGGAUCUCUUUGCUCCUCAACCUCCCAACUGUGACACACUUGGUAACUUUGACUCUUUUGAUUCCUUUGACGUCCUCAACAUCCCCUUCCCCGAGAUCGAACAAAAGUACUCUCCUUCUCCGGCCGGGUUCUUUCAGACAUCGCCCCAAGCCCGCCGUAACCUGUUGCACGCACCACCUACUCCGCCGCUUGCCCAUUCAACCGAGUCUUUCGAGCCCUUGUUUCCCGAUUUAGCAUCAGUCUCGGCCGGCGAGAUCCCUUUCACAUUCGACGAGACCUCGGUAGAUUUGUUUUGUUCCCUCCCUCUAGUCGUAUCUCUGACCGCUCCGCAGCUGGAUGUCCCCCGCAGCGUCCCCUUCGCCACCGUCAGUAGCGCGACCAAGCUCGUGCACCCGAAGCCCAAGUCGCCCAUGUCUGCCAGCUUCCUCCGUGGACGCAGCGAACCCCUGGCGAAUGUCACGCCAUCCAGCAUCCUCGACAGCCAGGGCCUUCUCGAUGUCGCUGCCGUCUCGGCAUCGUACUUGACUCCAGCUCCCACCCCUACAAGGGACAUUGUAACGCCGGUCGUGGAUGGCAAGGUCCUGAAGCGCAUCCCGAGGCCGACCAAGGCCAAGGACGUGGACGCCUCAGACUGGUACGACGCUCUCGCCGAGACGCCGGCCGCAUGGGGAGGCCACGACCCAAACAGCCUCAUGUUCCAGUACAACAAGGAGGGCGAGUUGUUGCCUAGCCUGCGAUUCUCCAGAGAGCAGAUUUUCUCCUACAUGAAGGGACGCAAGGACCAGGGUCUCCCGCUGACGCUCUGGAUUCAGAACGUCCCCCACGGAUGCAAGACCCGCGUUGCGGAUGACAGGCUGCGCGCGUGUCGUUGGUCGGGAUGCCCGGCCUACAAGGGUACUAUCCUCAAAGGGUUCUGGCGAAUCUGCUUCGACGAGCGGCCCGCCACGUCGGGAAAGCAACACGACCCGUACCACAACGCGGGUUACAUGCAUCUAUGGUGCCUGGACCGCUGCUUCGAUCUCUUCGAGAUCUCCCACGCGUUCAACCUGAAGCCUGACACGCGCUACUUUGAGAAGGAGGAGCGCAACCCCAUGGCAAUGACGCGUGACCACGACGAGCUGAUGAUGGAAUUUGAGAAAUGGCGCACUUCGCAGAAGGCGGCCUACGAAGAAUGGCAGAAGACGUGCCAGGCGAACAAGAUGCUGGGCCUCCCAACCGAGAACCGAUUGGUCCAGAGGGAAGCCAAGCUGUGGCACGUCUUGACAGCGAAGCAUCUGGCCCUCGAGACGCCUGUGCGAAGCAACAUGCGAAGAAAGAGAAACGGCAUCUCUAUUGACAAGCACAAGGGUGAUCUCGAGUGGUAUGUCGAAAGGGUCAAUGAGAGGAAGUUUACAAAGAAGGGAGAGGUUGCCAACUACGACGAGGUUAACACCGAGGAUGGGGGCGUGCUUGAGACUCAAGCGAGCAGCAGGCUGCGCACCGCGAGCAACACGAAAAGGAAGUUUGAGGACUGGGAGUUGCACGCCGAAGACGGCGGCUUUCGGCCUCAGUCAUGCCGGCACAGCAAACGUCUGCGACGUACUUGA